AUGCUUCGCUAUGGUAUCUUGCAUGCGGCAGAUGAAAGAGAUUUCAAAACAGCCUACUCGUAUUUCUAUGAGGCGUUUGAGGGUUUUGACUCCAUCAAUUCCAAUCAUGCUGUUGAUGCCCUGAAGUAUAUGCUUCUCUCAAAAGUGAUGCUCAACAGUCCCGAAGAGAUACCCAGUAUUCUUACAAGCAAGUUGGCGCUGCGAUACAACAGUCGACAUCUGGAUGCGAUGCGCGAGAUUGGUGUUGCGGCGAAAGACCGAUCACUCGGCGCAUUCCUUGCUGUUCGAACCAAAUACGAGGCUGAAUUGGCAAACGACCCGGUAGUCAGUCGUCAUCUGACUUCGUUUUAUGACACCCUUUUCGGUCAAAACUUACUCAAGUUGAUCGAACCUUAUUCUCGGGUACAAAUUGGACAUAUUGCCAAAUUGAUUAAUUUACCAUUGGAAACUGUGGAGAAGAAACUAUCACAAAUGAUUCUGGAUAACGAACAUAAUGGUAUCUUGGAUCAGGGCUCCGGCGUGCUUGUUCUUCGCGAGCCACAAUGUGAAGGCAAAGAUUAUCCUCUAGCACUUUCGGCCAUCCAGUCCUUGAACGGGAUCGUCGAUAUGCUUUUCCAAAAAACCACCAAGCUCAAGUGA
Molecule: messenger RNA, 639 nt
Organism: Echinostoma caproni
Lineage: Eukaryota; Metazoa; Platyhelminthes; Trematoda; Plagiorchiida; Echinostomatidae
Source: the annotation of a GenBank genome assembly